AUGCAACGUCUUAUGGUGACUUUUGAGAUGGAAAAGGAAAGACGUAAGGCCCUAGAGGAGAAACGCAAGACCGUUGAGCUCCAAUUAAGAUUAGAAGAAGUCCGCGAACGCAGGGCAGCUGCAGGCCAAAUCCCAUCUGCCGGCCAUACGCCUACUACCCCUACGGGCCGAACGCCCACUCGUGUCGGCAAGGCAAUCGCCCAAUUCAAAGAAGAUGUAAAAUCAAUGACCAAGCCGAAUGCUCUGACCGGCACGUCAAAUUUCCUCACAUGGAACACGUCAAUGAAGACCAAGCUGGUUGACGCGCAGUGCUGGGGUAUAAUAGAAAAGCAGCAGGUUCAGAACCCCCUGCAGGACCCCGAAUGGGCUCCCUUUUGGGACGCCCGAAACCGUUGGACCUACGCGUUCAUUUCGAACUCUUUGGGUGCGAACGUCAGGCCACGUUUCAUAAAAAAUGAUGAGAAUAGGAUUGCUUACACCCUCUGGCGGGCAAUUGAGGAGGAAUACUCUAUCCCCAAGACCCAGCUCCGCCGAGAGGCAGUCCUAGAAUUCACAUCGCUUGGUGGCACUCAGGUCACUAACGUGCACAGUUCCCCUGAUAAGUUCCGUGCCGCGAUCAUGAAGUUGGAAAUGAUGGAUGCUCACCCGCCUGACGCGUGGGUAUUUGACAUAUUCUAUUCCGCCCUUCCGAACGUUUGGAGGGGUUAUGUACAGAAGAAGAUUGAGAAGGCCCAAGAGUCCAAAUCGAUCCCGGUUGUAUUGGACGUUCACCUUCUCAUGGAGGAGAUCCGAUCUCGAUUGGACCCUCCAAAAGAUAAAAAGCCCGCACAAUCGGUGGAUACAGCUGCCAACGCUGCCCAAUCGGGGGCCACAGCAGCUGCCGAUUCCGCGAACAAUAAUAGCGCGAAUACAUCUAACUCGGCCCGUGGAGGUCGUUCCGGACGCGGUCGUGGCGGCUCCCGCGGCAGUGGCCGUGGUGGAGCUGGCAAUCCGCCGACCUGCUCCGAGUGCAAUAGAUCCCACUUCGGCACUGUCUUUAAAGGAGUUCAAGAGAAGAAGGAGAAGGCGAAGAAGGAUAAGGACAAUAGUGGGGGCAAGACCCAGUUAGUGAUUACGGACGGGUCAGAGUCCUUUCAGAUGGCGAACGUUGCAAAGGUUAUAAACGUGCCGGCCUGCUUUGUGGAACCCCACAAGGAUCCCCUAACCAUAUGGGAUAGCGGCGCUGGCUGCCAUAUCGCGAGCGAUAGAUCACGAUUUUCGACGCUUUUUACGAUCGACGGUCCUACGGUCCAGGUGGCCAACAAGGCCGUUCUGAAGGUCCAAGGCGUCGGCAUGGCAUCCAUCCCAGUCGGCGAGAGGUUGAUUGAAUUCAAUCACGUAUACUACGUGCCAGGACUGUCAGCUAACCUCAUCUCCGCUGGGCUUAUGGAACGCCAGGGCUAUAUUCGCCGUGAUAUGCACGUUGACGCUGGAAAUUAUUUUGAGUUCCUGUCCCCUACUGGCAAUGACGUGUUCUAUGCCAACCUUUCCCGCAAUAAUAUUUACAUCCUAUCCGACAGUCCUCCGACGUUUGACGGCGUUAUGAAUGACCAAGAAUAUGGGGCGGUCGCGUACGUGGCUGUUCCGAAACCAAAGACAAUUUCAACGGAUUAUGAUCCGAACGCAGGGUCCCUAGGGCCGUUCAACCGUGAGGAGGUUGAGCAAUUGAUUAACCCCAAGGAUCCGGAUACGGAUUCCUUCGUCAUAUCCCCACCUAACCGACUCCCUGCCGUGGUCCCGAAGCAACUGCCGUUUGAUGAAUGGCACCGUAGAUUGGGCCAUAUCGGCGAAAAUAAUAUAUUGAAGAUGGCCAGGGACCCUCGCUUCGGAAUUGCCAUUAUCGGCCCGAAGAAGUUGUCAUUCUGCGCCACGUGCGUCAAAGCCAAGCAGAGGCGCGCUACGUAUAAGAAUUCCGCACCACGCCGUGCCACUCGCAAAGCUCUUAAGAUUUGGGUGGAUAUUUUCGGCGGAGGUGAGACUCUUGGAACCGAAAAUGACAUAUCCUCCUACGCCGGCAAGAAGCUCGCCAUGAUCAUUACGGAUGACGCCACACGUAUGAGGUGGGUGUUCCUUCUGGAACGCAAGGAUGAAACGUUGAAAUAUCUGCGGAUCUUCAACCAAUUCAUCAAGAAUCUGCUGGGCCGCGGCAUCGCGAUUAUACACUCCGAUCGUGGCGAAUUGAAUUCGAACGCGGCUACGGCUUAUAUGCUCAGUGAGGGAAUCAAAUGGGAACCGACCCCCCCUCAUACCCCGUAA
This is a messenger RNA of Histoplasma mississippiense, 2295 nucleotides long. RefSeq lists its product with no specific name. The transcript has 3 exons. Gene Ontology annotation, biological process: DNA integration. Bases 1 to 2295 code for a protein of 764 amino acids. NCBI's taxonomy places the organism in Eukaryota, Fungi, Ascomycota, Eurotiomycetes, Onygenales, Ajellomycetaceae. Gene Ontology annotation, molecular function: nucleic acid binding. The record is from RefSeq and is a predicted model, not a curated record.